Miscanthus lutarioriparius is the source of this 1080-nucleotide messenger RNA. The record is from the annotation of a GenBank genome assembly. NCBI's taxonomy places the organism in Eukaryota, Viridiplantae, Streptophyta, Magnoliopsida, Poales, Poaceae.
AUGCUGCGGAGGAUGGUGCCCAACCCGGCCCCGGACUCCUCCGGCUCCGGCGGGGGCGGGGACGCCCGGCCCCGCGUCGGCGUUGGGAGCGGCGCCGCGCUCUUCGCCGUGCCGCGCCUCUUCGUCGGGUUCGCCGCCAAGCGCGCAGCGCCCGACGCGGAGUCGUCCAGGAGCCCGACGUCGCCACUGGACCCCAAGGCGCUGCUGCUCCGGUCGCCGCGCUCGCCGCGGAUGACCUGGGGCGCGCCGGGCCUCGUCGACGCCCUCGCGGCCGACGCCGCCACCGCCAACUGCCUGCUCAGCCCGCGCCUGCGGCUCAUCAGGCCGCACAGCUCCCCGCCUAAGGACUGCGGCGGCCCCGUUGUCGGCGGCGGUGGGCACUCGCAGCCGGAGCUCGGCAAGACGAUGUCCUGCCCCGACCCGGACACCGCGGCCGCCGCCGCCGGCGGCGGCAUGUUGGUGCCGUGCAGCAGGUUCCAGUUCCGCCACGGGGAUCUGAAGUCUGGUCCUGAGGCCACUCGAUCGGUGUCGGACGCCGGCGCUCACCUCGUCAUCAGCAACGCCAGCAAGCGCCACUCGUUCGACCUCGGCAAGCUCCCGGGCCCGGGCUCGCUGCCGGCGUCCCGGCGCUUCGUCGGUUCGGUCUCCGCGAGCGAGAUCGAGCAGUCGGAGGACUACACCCGCAUCAUCGCGCGUGGGUCCAACCCCAAGACGACGCACAUCUUCGGCGACUGCAUCCUGGAGCCUCGCACGGUCGGGGGCGGUGACGACGAGGCCGCCGCCAUGGAGUCGGAGGAAGGAGCCGCCGGGUGCUGCUACGUCGUGGUCAAGUGCGCCGCGGAGGCCGCCACCGGCGCCGAUGACUUCCUCAGCUCCUGCUUCGCUUGCAAGAAGAAGCUUGAAGGCAACGACAUUUACAUCUACCGCGGCGAGAAGGCAUUCUGCAGCGGCAAUUGCCGGGACCAGGAGAUUCAGCUGGAGGAGGAAGCCGAGAACAACACGGGCAGCGUGUCCCCCCGGUCCUCCUGCUCCUCCUUCCACGACGACAUCUUCAUGGCCGGCAUGGUGGUCGCCACAUGA